AUGAGGAUUGGGACAUACGCAUUCAUAUUCAUAGGUACAGUAUAUAACACUAUCUAUCUAUCUAUCUAUCUAUCUAUCUAUCUAUCUAUCUAUUUAAAGUUUGACCCUUUACAACCUUUAUUGUGCCAUCCAUUCACUUAUGCACCUAUCUAUCUAUCUAUCUAUCUAUCUAUCUAUCCUCAAGGACACAUGGCUCAGUGGAUAAAGGCCUAUCCUAGUCUGUUCAUCUUUCCCUAUCUAUCUAUCUAUCUAUCUAUCUAUCUAUCUAUCUAUCUAUCUAUCUAUCCUAGUUUGUUCAUAUCUCUCUCUUUCUUUCUCUCUCUUCUGUUCAUUUCUUUCUCUCACUCUCUCUAUCUAUCUAUAUUAAUCUAUCUAUCUAUCUAUCUAUCUAUCUAUCUAUCUAUCUAUCCUAGUCUGUUCAUCUCUCUCUCUCUAUCUUCUGUUCAUUACUUUCUCUCUCUCUCUCUCUUUCUCUAUCUAUCUAUCCAUUCAUCUAUCCUAGUCUGUUCAUCUAUCUAUCUAUCUAUCUAUCUAUCUAUCUAUCUAUCUAUCUAUCUAUCCUAUCGGUUCCUAUCUAUCUAUCUAUCUAUCUAUCUAUCUAUCUAUCUAUUGUCAUUUCAAGAAUUUUUAACAUUAUAUUUGCUUGUCUAUCACCGUAACGUUUUCUUCAUUUCUUUAUAUUCUUUUUUCUUUCAUAUUUUCUUUCUUUCAAACUUUUCUACUAUUUUCAGUUGCUAUUUACCAAGACGAUUCGUUCCUAUGUCAUAUGACACAUACCUCGGCGUCUGGUUGGUCCUUAAGGGCAGCAAGGACAUCCUCUCGGGACAAGACGAACAGUUCGGAAUAACCAAGAGAGCGGACGUCAGCUGUCCCUGUAAAUUAUCUAUCUAUCUAUCUAUCUAUCUAUCUAUCUAUCUAUCUAUCUAA
Messenger RNA from Acanthosepion pharaonis, 927 nucleotides. NCBI's taxonomy places the organism in Eukaryota, Metazoa, Mollusca, Cephalopoda, Sepiida, Sepiidae. The record is from the annotation of a GenBank genome assembly.